AUGGCCACGUCGUCGGCGGAAGACCCACAAGAAGACGAGAGUGACCGCAAUGGCUGCAGCGCCGGCGACGGCCAUGACGACAUGUGGGACGACUUCUGCAAGAACUUUGUGGCGUCGUCUUGUUCGUCGUCGACGUACAAGAAAUGUUCUUGGCGGAGGCCUUUGCCCACCAUCAAAGUUCCAAGUGGCGAAGAGGAGAUCACAGACGCGGGCACGUCACGCGGAGCGAAUGCCGACUCCGAUGUCGUUUGGCUUGACAUUCUUCGGCGAACAGCCGACCUGGGGAUGAUUUCCUACGACGCCACUCCGACGUGCGAUGUACACGACAGCAGCGCAUCGGAGUCGUGUUCGGGCUCUGAGGACGAGCAGGCGGCCAUGUCCGAGGACGAAGACGGCGCCUUUGACGAGACGGGGCGGAUCGGCAACACCGACUGGUGCCAGUGCGGAUGUUACGCGCAGAUGCCGACAGCUGACGAGUGCGUCUGCUGCCGCGAGUACCCCGCCGCCGCGUCGAGGCAACCUGGCUGCCUAACAAGCAACCCGAAUUUCGAGACGGUGUGCUUGAAUCCGGGGGUGCUCGAGGUCGCCUACCUCAUGAUGCGCCACUACCGCCAGGGCGGAAUGGGCACAACAGCGCACGAGUGA
This is a messenger RNA of Ixodes scapularis (black-legged tick), 645 nucleotides long. RefSeq lists its product as uncharacterized. NCBI's taxonomy places the organism in Eukaryota, Metazoa, Arthropoda, Arachnida, Ixodida, Ixodidae. The coding region runs from base 1 to 645 and encodes 214 amino acids. The record is from RefSeq and is a predicted model, not a curated record. The transcript has 3 exons.